Messenger RNA from Verticillium dahliae VdLs.17, 2247 nucleotides. Its product is annotated as ATP-dependent RNA helicase DRS1. The record is from RefSeq and is a predicted model, not a curated record. Gene Ontology annotation, molecular function: RNA helicase activity; ATP binding; nucleic acid binding. The coding region runs from base 1 to 2247 and encodes 748 amino acids. The transcript is spliced from 3 exons. Lineage: Eukaryota; Fungi; Ascomycota; Sordariomycetes; Glomerellales; Plectosphaerellaceae.
AUGGCACCCGCUCAGAAGCGCAAGACCGUCGACGACGACUUUGUGCUCACACUCUCCGACCACGAGGGCGAAAUUUCCGACGAGGAAAAGGCUCCUGUCGCCCCACCUAAGAAGAAGGCCAAGACCACCACCAAGGUCAAGGGCAAGAGCAAGAAGGGGAAGAAGGGCAAGGAGUCGACCCCUGAAGAAGAGGAAGAUGAUGAAGCACGCGAGGGUAUCUGGGGACAGAACGAUUCCGACGAUGGAGCCAUGGAUCCGGAUUUCGAGUACAUCCAGGACGGCGCCCAGGAAUUCGGCGAGGCCGAUUUCGAGGGCUGGGGAUUUGAGGGCGCCAAGAGCAGCAUGAAGCCUCAGAAAAUUGGCCUCGACCUUGACGACAUCAUUCGCAGGAGGUUAGAGAAGAAGAAGGAAAUUUUAAACAUGAGAGCGACCGAGGAGGAGGCACCGGGCUCCGAGGCUGAAGAUGAGGACGCGGAGGGCGCAGAAGACGGCGACGACGCGGCCUCCGACAAUGACUCGAUCGCAACACCUGUGGACCACCCAGACGAUGUCGAGUCAGACUUUAGUGACGACGAGGAUCCUGAGGAAAAGGCGAAGCGCGAUGCGUUCUUUGCGCCAGAAGAAGUGGCCAAGCCUGGCAAGAAGGCCGCCGCCAAUUCGUUCCAGGCCAUGUCGCUCUCGCGACCCAUCCUCCGCGGCCUGGCAGGCGUGUCGUUCACCAAGCCAACGCCAAUUCAGCAAAAGACGAUUCCCAUUGCUCUCAUGGGCAAGGAUCUCGUCGGUGGUGCCGUGACCGGUUCCGGAAAGACGGCCGCCUUCGUGGUGCCUAUUUUGGAGCGUCUUCUCUACCGACCGAAAAAGGUCCCCACGAGCCGCGUCGUCAUCCUCACGCCCACUCGUGAAUUGGCCAUCCAGUGUCAUUCCGUCGCCACGAAAUUGGCCGCCUACACAGACAUCAAGUUCACCCUCGCCGUCGGUGGUUUGAGUCUGAAGAUGCAGGAAGCCGAGCUGCGCCUGCGUCCCGACGUUAUCAUCGCCACACCUGGUCGUUUCAUCGACCAUAUGCGCAACUCGGCAAGCUUCGCCGUCGACGCCGUCGAGAUUCUGGUUCUCGACGAAGCCGAUCGCAUGCUCGAGGACGGUUUCGCCGACGAGCUGAACGAGAUUCUGACGAGCAUGCCCAAGUCUCGCCAGACGAUGCUCUUCUCCGCCACCAUGACGUCUUCGGUCGACAGGCUCAUCCGCGUCGGCAUGAACACGCCGGCGCGGGUCAUGGUGGACUCGCAGAAGAAGACGGUCACGACGCUGACCCAAGAGUUCAUCAGGCUGCGACCCGGUCGCGAGAGCAAGCGCAUGGGCUACCUCCUCUUCAUCUGCAAGACGCUGUACACGGAGCGCGUCAUCAUUUUCUUCCGCCAGAAGAAGGACGCGCACCGCGCGCGCAUCAUCUUUGGUCUGCUCGGCUUGUCGUGCGCGGAACUCCACGGCAGCAUGAACCAGACACAGCGUAUUCAAAGCGUUGAAGACUUUAGGGAUGGCAAGGUGUCUUACCUGUUGGCCACGGAUCUUGCGUCGCGUGGUCUUGAUAUCAAGGGCAUCGACACGGUCAUCAACUAUGAGGCACCGCAAAAGCUCGAAAUCUACGUGCACAGAGUCGGUCGUACCGCGCGUGCCGGUCGCGCAGGUGUGGCCGUGACCCUCGCCGCCGAGCCGGACCGCAAGGUCGUCAAGGCCGCCGUCAAGGCAGGCAAGGCUCAGGGCGCCAAGAUUCUGAGCCGCGUCAUCGAGGCCGGUGAGGCAGACAAGUGGCAGGACAAGGUGGACGAGAUGGAAGAGGAGAUUGAGGAGAUCAACGAGGAAGAGAAGGAAGAGAGGCAGCUGGCGCAGGUGGAGAUGCAGGUGCGCAAGGGUGAGAACCUGAUCAACCACGAGGACGAGAUCAAGUCGCGGCCGCGCCGCACCUGGUUCGAGUCGGAGAAGGACAAAAAGUCGGCGAAGGAGGCGGGCCGGGCGGAACUCAAUGGCGAUAAGAACGAGAAGAAGAAGGGUGGCGGCAAGAUGAGCAACAAGGACAAGAAGAAGGCUGAGUCGAGAGCCGAGAGGAGCGAGGCGCCGACGUGGAAGAAGGGCAAGGCGGAGAGGGCGGGCAAGGGCGCCGUGUUGGAUGUCAAAAAGCCACGGAUGCCGAAGAAGAUCAAGGCUGCGGCGGGCAAGAAGACAAAAGCGCGCGUGGGCAAGCGGAGGUAG